Leptinotarsa decemlineata (Colorado potato beetle) is the source of this 1885-nucleotide messenger RNA. RefSeq names its product beta-parvin. The record is from RefSeq and is a predicted model, not a curated record. NCBI's taxonomy places the organism in Eukaryota, Metazoa, Arthropoda, Insecta, Coleoptera, Chrysomelidae.
CAUGGAAUCAUCACCUUUCAAUAACUUCCCAUUCAGUAUGUAUGUGUGAGUUUAAAGUGAACGACCAUUGCAAAAUAGUUUUGUGACUAUCAACAUGAAUGACGAAGAGGUUUUUGAGAAGCCUGAAUCCCAAAUCUUGUACCGGCAGUCCUCUUUGGAAACUAGACCUUCACCAACAGGGUAUGAGCCGGAUGAAGAGUUAGAAGUUCUUCCGAAAAUAGUUGAUUACACCACGAAAAAAAACGUCGAUCCCAAUAUUGGGGUGCAAAACCUCGUGUUCAAAGAUGACCUCACUCAGGGUAGAAAGCCACCGGUUUCUAAAAAACCAGACCUCUCUAAGAAGCCAAUGAUAAUUAUAGGAAAUGCGGACAGGUCGUCACAAUCGCAAAUAGAUAUGACAGAGGAAACGCCAGUGGGUCUAAUGAAAACGUUGUCCUCGAAGGCGAAAGGAAACAAGAAAGUUCCAGAAGAGGAAUUUGAAAAAGACACAAUGAAUACAAUGCGACCAAAAUCUCCUGGUCCUAGGCCUGUUCCAGUAAAAGGGGAAAAAGACGAAUCUAUUUGGGAUAAGCUGGGUACUCUUGGCCGAAAGAAACGUAUAAAGGAAGUUCAAGAAGUGCAAGCAGAAGGAAAAUAUGCCAUCGAUUCACCUGGAUGCCCCACUGCCCCAGUCAUACCUCCCGAAGAUUACAACCUCGACGACAAUGAAGAAGUGUGCAUGGUUGAUGGCAAAACUUAUGAGAAUCCCAAGUUCAUGGAACUGCAGAACGUUCUCAAAGACUGGAUAAAUGAUGAACUGGCCUCACACAGGAUAAUUAUCCAAGAUUUGGCAGAAGAUCUUUAUGAUGGUCAAGUGUUACAAAAACUACUAGAAAAAUUGACGGGAGAUAAAUUGGAUGUACCGGAAGUCACUCAAUCAGAAGAGGGACAGAAACAGAAGUUAACAGUGGUUCUUAACCACUUCAAUCAAGUCUUAGGAAUCCAAAGGAUAACUCAUAACAAAUGGAACGUCGAAGCUAUACAUUCCAAAAACAUUGUAGCCAUCAUACACUUGCUGGUAGCCUUGGCAAGGCAUUUCAGACCCCCGGUAAGAAUGCCAGAGCACGUUUCAGUCGAAGUUGUUGUUGUACAAAAAGUUAAGGGGCAACUCACACACAAAAGAGUCUGGGAAAGUCUUACUAAGACUUACGACGAUGUCGGAAUGAGAUGUGAGCGAGAUGCUUUUGACACAUUGUUUGAUCACGCUCCUGAUAAAUUGCAAGUCGUUAAGAAGUCAUUGGUUACUUUCGUCAACAAACACUUGAACAAGAUGAACUUUGAAGUCACUGAAAUCGAGAGUCAAUUCCACGAUGGCGUUUACUUGAUCAUGCUGAUGGGGCUUUUGGAAGGGUUCUUUGUGCCGCAUUAUACUUUCCACUUGACUCCUCACGAGUUUGACCAGAAAGUUCACAAUGUUAGUUUUGCCUUUGAACUCAUGGAGGAGGUUGGUCUGCAAAAGCCCAAAGCAAGACCAGAAGAUGUGGUGAAUAUGGAUCUCAAGUCAACUCUCCGUGUACUGUACAAUCUUUUCCUCCGUUACAAGACAUUAAAUUAAUAAACCAGUGCAAUGUUUUAACAGGAAUGGGUGCCUUAUACUGCCUCGAAUUUUUGAAUGUAGGAACUAAAAUAGUCUUGGAACUUAUUUACAAAAUGUUAUUCACUAUUUUACUAAUGUACAUAUAUUUUUAAUGUAAUUUAUUUAAUGUGAAUUCUAAGUAUCUGCAAAUGAUUUUUAAUGCGUUGAAAAUACUCACUUCUUUACUUUGAUGUAGCGAUAUUUGUGAGACUUACAGAUACUUAGUUAACGUUAGUAUUGACAUGCUAAUAAAAAAACAUAGUAACAACA